AUGUCUGAAGAAGGCGAAAACGCACCAACGGAGCAGAAACCAGAGGAGCAGCCAGAGGGCCAAGCAGAGAAGACCGAAACUCCUAAAGGUGUUUCUAUUCAUAUCGGCAAUAUCCCAUUUGAACUUACAGAACCAAAAUUAAAAGAAAUUUUUGGAAAAUUCGGUGAGGUUCUUAGUUCGAAGAUCCCAACAAAUCAGGCAAACAGGUCUAAGGGCUAUGGAUUCGUCAGUUUUGCUCUCAAGGAAGACGCCCAAAAGGCAAUUGACAGUAUGAACAACACAGAGUUAGAUGGAAGAAAGAUUGAGGUCGAAUUUGCAAAAGGUGAUCAGAAACAGCCUCGUAGUGACCGUCGCGACCGCGGAUCUCGUGGUGAGAGAGAUUCUGACCGCAGGAGGUAUUCUGACGACAGAUACUAUCGCGACGAUAGACGCGACCGCGAUAGAUACUCAAGCAGAUACGAUGAUUACGACAGAAGAAGAUAUGAUGAUGAUUAUGACCGCAGAUACGAUAGACGUGACUCCAGGCGCGAUGAUUACGACAGACGCAGGUACGACGACUAUGACCGCCGCUAUGAUGACAGAAGAUACGAUGAUGAUCGCAGAAGAAGAGAUGACAGACGUGAUUACGGCCGUAGCGAACGCUAUUAA
Messenger RNA from Trichomonas vaginalis G3, 648 nucleotides. RefSeq names its product regulation of alternative mRNA splicing, via spliceosome. The coding region runs from base 1 to 648 and encodes 215 amino acids. Gene Ontology annotation, cellular component: cytosol. Gene Ontology annotation, molecular function: mRNA binding. The transcript has a single exon. The record is from RefSeq and is a predicted model, not a curated record. Lineage: Eukaryota; Parabasalia; Trichomonadida; Trichomonadidae.